AAUAAAAAAUAAAAAAAUAAACUCUUAUCCGAGAGUGUGUGAGCUUGGGAUACAGUAAUCUGUAGAGCAUUGAAUCCGGAUCCUAAGCUUUUUCUCCCAUGGAGUCUCCUCCUGCAAAGUUUGAUGUGUUUCUUAGUUUCAGAGGUUUCGACACACGAAACAACUUCACAGGCCAUCUACAAGAUAAGCUUUCUGGAAAGGGAAUCGACUCCUUUAUCGACGACAGGCUCCGCCGAGGGGACGACAUCGCGGCGCUUUUCGAUCGAAUCGAGCAAUCCAAGAUUGCGAUCAUUGUCUUCUCGAAGAACUUCACAAACUCCACGUGGUGCCUCCGAGAGCUUGUGAAAAUCGUCCAGUGUAGGGACAUAAACAAACAGGUGGUGAUACCUAUCUUCUACAAAAUUGAAAAAUCAGAGUUGUUGAUGAUGGUGGGAGACAAGAGUUUCACCGGUGUUACCGACGACGAGGUUUCAUCAUGGAGAGCUGCGUUGACCACAGCUUUCAACAUCUCUGGCUAUGUUAUCAAUGAAUCUAGCACGUCCGAGGCUAAACUUGUUAACGAAAUUGCUUUCGACACGUUAAAGAAGCUGAGUGAUUUGGCUCCCGUAGGAAACCAUGGCCUGGUAGGAAUAGAAUCACGUGUGGAGGCUCUAGAAAAGCUAUUAUCGUGCCAUGAGUUGGGUUCUGUUCGUGUCAUAGGAAUUGUUGGCAUGGCUGGUAUUGGUAAAAGCGCCCUUGCUGAUUGCUUGUACGGACGGUUGCGAGGUCAGUUCGAUGGUAGCUGUUUCCUUUCCAAAAUCAGUGAAAAUCUAGGUCGAAGCGGGUUAGAAUAUUUGUUAGAGAAGCUCUUGUCUACAUUGCUAAACGAAAGAAAUCUGGAGAUUGGAGCUCCUGAAACUGCACAUGCGAAAUUUGAGAGCCGUCUCAAGAGCAAGAAACUGCUUAUUGUGCUUGAUGAUGUGAAUCAUGAGAAACAAAUAAGACAUCUUAUGGGGCACCGUAAAUGGUAUCGAGGAGGAAGUAGAAUCAUCAUUACUACUAGAGACUGUAAACUGGUGGAGACGAUCCAAGGCCGAAAAUAUGUGCUCCCGAGAUUGAAUGAUAGAGAAGCCUUGAAGCUCUUUAGCUCGAAUGCGUUUGGUGACAGUACUGGGCCUCUAAAAGAGUUUCAGGGUUUGACAAAUAUGGUUCUUGAUUAUGCUAAAGGCCACCCUUUGGCUCUUAAGGUUUUAGGAUCUGAUCUUUGCAAGAAGGAUAAACAGUUUUGGGAAGCUAGGUUGGAAAUACUCAAAAGUAAAUCUCAUGGAGAUAUCUACGAAGUUCUUGAAACUAGUUUUGAUGAACUUAGCAUUGAGCAGAAAGAUAUCUUUCUUGAUAUUGCAUGUUUCUUUCGAUCAGAGAAGGUGGAUUACGUGACAAGCCUUUUGUACAGUCGUGGAACGAAUGUUUCUACCGUGAUACAAGAACUCGUUGACAAAUGUUUGAUUACCCUUGUUGAUAAUCGCAUCGAGAUGCAUGACAUGUUGCAGACGAUGGGAAAGGAGAUUAGUACAAAACCAGAACCAAUCGGAAUAAGAGACUAUAGGUGGAUAUCACAACAUCGUCCGCAGCGCGAUUGGCAUCUCAGACUAUGGGAUAGUGAAGAUAUCUGUGACCAGCUGACAAAAGACAUGGGUUCUAAAAAAAUAAGAGGGAUUUUUCUUGACACAUCAAAUCUAGGAGAAAUGCGUCUAAGAUCCAAAGCCUUCAACGGGAUGUACAAUCUCAAAUACAUAAAAAUUUAUGAUUCUCGGUGUUCUCGUAGGUGUGAAGUGGAUCAUAAACUGUACUCUCGAAAUGGGUUUGAUUUCCUUCCUGAUGAACUUACUUAUCUACAUUGGCAUGGAUGCCCUCUACAGAGUCUCCCUCAGAACUUUUACCCCAAGAACCUAGUCGACCUUAAGUUGCCAUAUAGUAAAUUAGUAGAGAUUUGGGGUGAUGACAAGGAUGCUAGAAUGCUCAAAUGGGUCGACCUCAGUCAUUCGUUGGAACUACGCCGGUGUUUGGGUUUGGCAAAUGCUCAAAAUCUUGAAAGAUUGAAUUUGGAAGGAUGUAAAAGUUUGGAAAAGUUGCCAUCAUCGAUGAAUUGUUUGGAAAAGCUUAUUUACCUCAAUCUCAGGGAAUGCACAAGCCUUAGGAGUCUUCCAAAAGAAAUAAAAAACCAAUCCCUGCAAACUCUUAUUCUCAGCGGCUGCUCCAGCUUAAAGAAAUGUCCACUAAUCUCAGAAAAUGUUGAAGUUCUACUUUUAGAUGGCACUGCUAUAAAGACCCUUCCUGAAUCCAUUGAAACCUUAAGAAAACUUGUUUUGUUGAAUCUGAGGAAUUGCAAAAAGCUGAAGCGUCUUUCUUCUGGUCUUUAUAAGUUAAACUGUCUACGAGAGCUAAUACUUUCAGGCUGCUCACAACUAGAGGUUUUUCCAGACAUCAAGGAAAACAUGAAGGCUUUGGAGAUUUUACUUCUGGAUGAUACAGCCAUCACUGAGCUGCCAAAGAUGAUGCAUUUGAGCAAUAUCAAGACAUUUUCGCUAUGUGGAACAAGCAGUCAAGUUUUUGUUAGUAUGUUCUUCAUGCUACCAACAUUGUGCUGCUCUCGGUUAACAGAUCUUUACCUCUCAAGAUGCAAUCUCUCCAAACUCCCAGAUAAUAUUGGUGGUCUAUCCUCUCUGCAGUCUUUAUGCUUAAGCGGAAACAACAUCGAGAAUCUUCCAGAGAGCUUCGACCAACUUCAGAAUCUGAAAUGGUUUGAUUUAAAGUAUUGCAAAUUCCUCAAAUCUAUACCAGCCCUUCCUCAAAACCUGCAAUAUCUGGAUGCACAUGAGUGCGAGUCACUUGAAACUUUGGCAAAUCCAAUGACACCGUUGAAUGUGGGACAGAGGAUCCAGUCUAUGUUCAUGUUUAGCAAUUGUUACAAACUCAACAAAGAAACACAUGAGAGCCUUGUGGGUCAUGCUCGAAUCAAAAGUCAAUUGAUGGCUAAUGCAUCUGUCAAACGUUAUUAUAGGGGAUUCAUCCCAGAGCCUCUGGUCGGAAUCAGUUUUCCGGCAACUGAUAUACCUAGCUGGUUCUGCCACCAAAGAUUGGGACGUUCACUAGAUAUCCCAUUGUCUCCGCAUUGGUGUGACACUAACAUUGUUGGAUUUGCCUUAUCUGUAGUUGUCUCAUUCAAGGACUAUGAAGACCGUGCGAAACGUUUGUCGGUAAAGUGUUGUGGCAAAUUCGAGAACCAAGAGGGUUCCUUCACAAGAUUUGAUUUCACUGUCGCAGGCUGGAAUGAGCCAUGUGGAUCGCUUAACCAUGAACCAAGAAAGCUCACUUCUGACCACGUUUUCAUGGGAUACAAUAGUUGCUUCCACGUUAAGAAUCUUCAUGGAGAAACUGAAAACUAUUGCUACACGAAGGCUUCGUUCAAAUUUUAUGUGACGGAUGAUGAAACAAGGAAGAAGAUGGAAACUUGUGAAGUUAUAAAAUGUGGGAUGAGUUUAGUGUAUGUUCAUGAAGAUGUUGAUUGUAUGUUGCUGAAACGGACAAAACUAGUUCAGUCAAGUUUGCAGACCGAACCAACCUAUUCCUACGGUCUAGAUGAUGUUAUGGAUGAUGUUAGACCCAAGAGAGGACUUCGCCAGUUUGCUGGUGGUGAAGAAACAGAUUGUAAGAGAAUGAAGGAAGAGAAGAUCACAGCGUGAUAAUAUCUAUAAUAAACGCCUAUUAUAUGUGUAUCUUCUAUCGGGAAAUAAGGAUUAGUUCAUGAUGAUUAUCUGUAGCAUGAUAAUUAGGUGAUUUUGUAAACAAAAGAAUAUGCAGACAAAGAAAUUGAUCCAUGUCUUUAGAUAAACCUGCUUCCCAUAA
Messenger RNA from Camelina sativa (false flax), 3885 nucleotides. RefSeq names its product disease resistance-like protein DSC1. Gene Ontology annotation, biological process: defense response; signal transduction. Gene Ontology annotation, molecular function: protein binding; ADP binding. The record is from RefSeq and is a predicted model, not a curated record. Lineage: Eukaryota; Viridiplantae; Streptophyta; Magnoliopsida; Brassicales; Brassicaceae.